AGACUUUUAAAAAAAAACUGACAAAAAUCUCCCUUCCGUUACUGACUCAAACGGAAAACAUUUACCUAUACAUAAUUUUUUUUCCAAAUACCCGUUUUACCCUUYUGUAAAAUGAGUACUGAAAUAACUAACCGAUGAAGAAUGGUGGCAGAGGGUUUCUUCUUGGUCUGUACAAGAGAGAGAUGGAGUUGGGUUUGAACUUGGGAGACGCCUCCAACGCCUUCGUUUUUGCGGACAAGAGUCAUAAGGUUAGCGCCAAAGGGGUUUUGCAUGGGCUUAGGACUUGGGAUUGUUAACAGUAGAGAGGACGAGAAACUAGAAGCUGAUGAACGGGAUUCUGCUUUAAGGGAUGCAGAUGAAAUGGAGGAGAAAAAGGAUGCUACCGAUCCGCCUAUUCAACUUGAUCUUCUCCCUCUUGGUCCCGUCCCUCGUAACCCGCCUUCGUCUUCGCAGCUAUGCUUUCCAUGGCCAACUAAAAAUGGUAAUACCCAAUGCGGCCAAGCAUCCACCGAUAUCUCCACUUUUGUUCUGGAGAGAGCGUCCAGAGCCAAUGACGAGGAGAACGGUCUAACUCGGAAGAAGCUGAGACUCUCCAAAGAACAAUCAGCCUUUCUCGAAGAAACCUUCAAGAAACAUAAUACUCUUAACCCGGUAUGUAGAAAUCCCGAGAGAGAGAGAGAGAGAAAGAGAGAGAGGGCUGGAUCCCUAUGUUAUUUUCUGAAGGAGGGAGGUGGAGGAGCUCCGGGUCAGUUUCCAGAUGGACGUCGGAUUCAGCGGAAUUUCCUUUGUAAGGAUCCCAUACAGUUGUGGUCAUUCUAUUAUUCUCAUCUUGAGGAAACAGGGGCAAGACAAUUCCGAUUGGUACAAGCAAUUCCAGGGGACUCAAAGCAGCUGGAUUAUGUCACAAAGCUCACGUUUGUUGAGUUUGGAUCGCCCUUCCUGUUCAGCCUCGAAGCUGGAUCGAAACCCAAGCUCCUUGCGAUGAGUUGUCUGUGCAAAGGCAAUCCUGAAAUUUUCUUGUCUGCAAAGGUUAUAAAGACGCGGAAUACAUCUCGCUUUCUUUGAUAGCGAGGAAGCUCCAUCUAAACACAAUUGUCGUCAUCCAGCAAGAACUUGACUUGGUGAUUGACAUCAGCCGCAAACUUGGCAUAAGUCCGAUGAUCGGUGUACGUGCAUCGUGAGGAAGAAGAUGAACAGUGCUCGUAAAAAGGAUAAAAUAAGUAUUUUGAAAAAACAAUUAUCUAUUUAACGUUUUCCGGUCAAUGAUGGAAGGGAGAUAUUUUUGUUGAAUUUUAAAAAAAAUAGAGAAGA
Nelumbo nucifera (sacred lotus) is the source of this 1311-nucleotide messenger RNA. The record is from RefSeq and is a predicted model, not a curated record. NCBI's taxonomy places the organism in Eukaryota, Viridiplantae, Streptophyta, Magnoliopsida, Proteales, Nelumbonaceae.